AUGAACUCCAGCUGUUCUGGAGCCGCAAGCGAGGCUGGGGCGCUGCAGGAGACGUUGCAGAUGGAGACGAAGAUACCGCCAGACCCAUACAAGUACCUGAUCGAUAUCGAGGGUCGACCAGAUCUCCGCAAGCUCGACCCAGCGGUCCAGGUCUAUCUUCGCAUACUUGGUCACACGAAGUCACUGAGCGCCAUCAAAGGGUCAUUUUCGCCUGCGAAGCUCGCGGAUGCCGAGCUUGCAGGAGGGUGGAUAGUCUUGAAGCGCUCGAGAUGGCCAGGUCCGGGAGAGCCGCGUCGAAGCGUAUUCUUCGAUCCAAAAAACAUCACCGAACUGGCAGUCCAAACGUGUCCGUCCAUGCCCUACCUCUUCAACGUCAACGAGGAUACCAUGUCCGAUCAGUUCGACCUGCCGACGACGCUGGAGCCCAUCGUUACGCACGUCCCCAUAGCGGACUGGAUCGGCCCGGUGGGCCACUGGCCAGAUGACUUAUAUGUCCACGAGUCGUACGGGAUGAUCUUGUCAAACGCUAUUGUUCCCCUUCCCAGUCCAUGUGUCCCAAGACACCAUCCCGCCUGGACGGAGAUGGUCAAGAAUUGCUGCGGCUACGCACACCCUAUCAAUCUCCUGGGCGACGGCUUUGAUAUCAACCAAGACAACGAUGAUAGAUUGAUCAUCUCGGUCAGGAACACCAAGCUUAGGACGGACUACUUUGCAUUUCCCAAUCGAAACCAGGGUGUGAACGAGGCGGCAGACAAGGCGCUGUAUGAGUACGAGAGGGAUGUGCUGAACUUGUACUCUGAUCUUGAUGAGGUUGAGUACGAUGGCCGGCAUGAUGCGCAUUUGGACAAGGAGGGCAUCUAUAUGUGGACUACAUAG
Dioszegia hungarica is the source of this 876-nucleotide messenger RNA. RefSeq lists its product as uncharacterized. NCBI's taxonomy places the organism in Eukaryota, Fungi, Basidiomycota, Tremellomycetes, Tremellales, Bulleribasidiaceae. Bases 1 to 876 code for a protein of 291 amino acids. The transcript is spliced from 5 exons. The record is from RefSeq and is a predicted model, not a curated record.